UAAUAUAUACAGGAGUUAAAUACCUUACAAGGUAUUAAUGAAGGUGUAGCUAUGUGUGGUAGAUAUUUUACCAGUCUUCCAUUUCCCCUGUGUUUAUAAUUAAGGAGUCAUGGCGCUGAUGGUGGGAGAGGUGCUGCCCCUCCCCCCUGAUCACUCCUCUACCUACCAGGUCUUCCACCGCCUGGCCACCUCCUCCCUCACCCAGGACAAGGUGGCCCUCAUCUCCGACGCCACCAAGAUCACCUACCGGGACCUCCUGAAGAUGGUAGACUCCCUGUGUGUGUGGCUCAGGAGGAGAGUUCAGGAGACAGGGGCCAGGUGUGGUGAUGGUGGCACGGGUCUUACUACUGUCGCUCUUUGUCUACACCGAAGUCCUAAGCUGGUGGCGUUGAUUCUGGCUGUAUGGAAGCUGGGGUGGGCCUACGUGCCCCUCGACCCUACCGUGCCCGCCCUCCGUACCCUGUAUGUGUUGAGGGACGCCGAGCCCGCCUGUGUGGUGACGGACGCCCACACCAGCAUCAAGGUGAGGCAGCUAGAGUGUGACACAACCAUCGCCCCGCUGGUGGACGACGCCCCGGGUCUCCCACACUCACCCGACGUACCUUACUGCCUCGCUGACCGCAUCCUCGACAUUAGUGACUGGUCGAGUAGCUCCUCCACCACAGAGGAAGAGAGUGACUUAACACCCAGGGCGGGGGAGGUGGCGUGUGUCCUCUACACCUCCGGCAGUACAGGUAACCCCAAGGGCGUCCAGCUGACGAUGAACAACCUCAUGAACCGCAUACACUGGCAGUGGAAGGAGCUGCCUUAUAAAAGUAACGAGAUCUGCCUCAUGUCCAAGUCCCUGACCUUCGUGGACUCUGUGACGGAGGUGUUCGGGCCGCUGCUGGGGGGCGUACCUGUGGUGGUGGUGAAGGAGGCAGCAGUCAACCCGGAGCUGUUGAUCAAGUACGUCAGUCAACACAGGGUGACGCGCCUGGUGGUGGUGCCCUCGCUCCUCAAGUUACUGCUGCUGUACCUCAACACUACCAAGGAGUCCAUCAAGUUCCUCCACAGGUUCAUCCACAUCUGGAUUACCAGCGGCGAGACGCUCCCUGGAUGGCUCAUUAACGACUUCUUCGCCAUGUUCCCCGACAGUAGGUUCAUCAACUUAUACGGCUCGACGGAGGUGACGGGCGACGUGUCUUACUUCCCCAUCGAGGAGAACAACUGGAGGGCGGGGGUGAAGGUGCCUGUGGGGUACCCGGUAUCCAACACGGCCCUCAUGGUACUGCGGCAGGAGGGUAACGCUCUGUGUCUGGCGGAGGAGGACCAGUCAGGUGAGAUUGCGGUACUGGGUAAGAAUGUCUGCUGUGGCUACCUCCGAGGUGAACUGUACAAGGAGGAGAACUCUUCCUCCUUCCUUCCCGUGUCUUCUAUAGUAAUAAAACACGACAAACACAGGGACAUCCUUCAUGACUACAUCAACAAGAUCUGCGGUGGUGAAGGUGAUGACCACACAGACGCGGCACCUCAGAACCAUCACCGGCCAGACCACAUCCAUAAUGGUAAGCACGAGACCAAACCAGACGGUAAACUCACACACACGAGGCCAGCAACACACACGAGGCCAGCAACACACACGAGACCAGCAACACACACGAGACCAGCAACACACACGUCAUCCGUCCGACACAUUGAGCGACAGAGCACGACGCCCUCCACCUCCUGCAGCCCUAAACUCCCCCGACAGAAGACCUGCCCGAGUAGCUUCACCAAGACCCCUCCAGCCCUAGCCACUCGCCCCAAGACCACACCAACACCAUCAGGAAGGACCACCACGCCCCCAGCCGUCCCUCCCAGAACAUCAACACCUCCCCCAGUACCUCCAAGGGCGCUUCACAAGACGGCCACCUCCUCAGCGAGCUCUAAGACGUCAGAACCUCACUCCAAGACGAUGACGGCGACGACGACGGUGAACUCCUCAGUCAGUCCCUCAAAGACCUCGACGAGACCAGCCAGGGAGACGAGACCGAGAGUCGAGGACACCACUACCUCGACGACGGGCGUGGAGGUGCAACAGGUGGGCGUGGAGGUGCAACAGGUGGGCGUGGAGGUGCAACAGGAGGGCGUAGUGGAGGUGCAACAGGUGGGCGUGGAGGUGCAACAGGAGGGCGUAGUGGAGGUGCACAGAGGAGGUGUGGUGGGCGUAGAGGGUGCAACAGGAGGGCGUGGAGGUGCAACAGGUGGGCGUGGAGGUGCAACAGGAGGCGUGGAGGAGGUGCAGCAGGAGGGCGUGGAGGAGGUGCAACAGGUGGGCGUGGAGGUGCAACAGACGGGCGUGGGGGAGGUGCAACAGGAGGGCGUAGAGGAGGUGCAACAGGUGGGCGUGGAGGUGCAACAGAAAGACAUGAUGGUGUACAGAACAGGAGACAUAGGCAGGGUGGUGGGCGGUCAGCUGGUGUUUGAAGGGCGUCGCGAUACUCAGGUGAAGGUGUGUGGCGUCCGGGUGGGUCUGGCGGAGGUGGAGGAUGCUGUCUACAGGACCGGUACAGUAUGUGGAGAGUCACUGUGUCCCUGGCAGCCACGGAACAGGACGCUGACGAAGGAACUGUUGAUCACGUACUUGGUGGCCUUUGUGGUAUUGAAGGCAGAAUUUGAGGAUCGCGACACACCAAUAACGGAAGACUUGGUGAGAUGCCUGCGGAACUACUUGCCGCAGGUGACCGUGCCGCGGCUAGUGGUGGUGGACGCCUUGCCGCAUCUUCCCAGCGGUAAAGUCGACCGUCAGAAUCUCUUGCGUCUGUACCGUCGACGCAUGCCUCACCGCAGUUCCCGUGAUAACAUUCUUAUCUUGAGGAAGGAAGAACCCAUUGAAUCGCGAGUACUACGUAUUAUCUGCGGUGCUCUCGGGGUAGGACGCUCUCACGACAUACUGCAGAGGAACUUCUUCGACUUGGGAGGCACGAGCAUUACUUCAGUGGGCGUGGUGGUGCGCCUGCGAGAGCUGGGUUUGGAUGUGACCCUUGAUGCCUUCCUUAAAGCUGCCACUAUUGGGGAAGUGGUCAAUGAUAUCUUAAAGGCCAAGACAAUGGCAGAGGUAAUGAAUCUUUUCUGUUCGCCUUCCCCUGCUAUUCCUUCCUCUACCCCCUCCCGGUCCUCCGUCACCAGCAGAGAGGAGGAGGGGGUCGACAAACACACAGUCAUUGAAAUGGUAGCCGAGAGCUUCACCACCAAGAACCCACUGGACGUAACCAUGAAGGUGCCUCGGGCCGCACACCGCAGCCUCCUCAACGCCCUGUGGCCCCGCCUGGUCAAGGACGACCUCAGCUUCGUGGUGAAGGACCCACAGCGAGGCAUCUUAGGGGCAGUAAUCAACACAGACUUCUUUAAUGAACCCCAGGUACAGGUGCCGGCCAGUAUGGAGGAGAUCGCUGCCCUACAUGAACCACUGGAGGAGGAGGCCAGACAGCAGCUACAGCAGGAAGCCAGAAACAGAACUACUCAUUGGGUCCAUAACCUCUUCCUUGCCACCAGUACCUCCCUCAGACCUCAGGACAACGUGCGCCUGGCCUUACACCUGGAGAAGGAACUACUGAGGGUGGCACAGACCAAGAUGUAUUAUGGAGUCUUCACAGUCAACUCAAACCCUCUCAAUCAGCUGUUGUGUGAGAACUACUUGGGGUACCAGAGACGGGGUGCUGUACGGGUGUCCUCCUUCAUCUACCGCGGCAGGCAGCCCUUCGCCUCCUUACCACACGACCUCCUCCUGGUGGCCAUGACCAAAACUAUAUGAGCGCGUCCCAUGAGAAGCACGUGACUCGGCCCUCGGUGAUGAUGAGUCCUUGAUGUGGAAUUUAGACUCUUGAUGUGGACUCUGGACUCUUGCUGUGGACUCGGGACUCCUGAUGUGGACUCUGGACUCUUGAUGUGGAUUUUGGACUCUUGCUGUGGACUCUGGACUCUUGCUGUGGAUUUCUGAGCUUUGUACUCUUACUUGUUAACAUUUUCCUUUUCCCCAAAGACUUAGAUAUCCACAUUUUUACCCGUAUAUGAACCUAACCUAACCUCAACCUAACCUAACAUAUCACAAAUUGUUCUGCCAAUGUUCCGAGGCAAGUAAUGUUCUCCGGAUAACUUGUUCAUAUGUGUCUUACCUGUUCAUAUUUCUGGCUUUGAUGUUCACUGUGUUCUUCUUGACUGUGGUGUUCAUUGUUCAAUCUAUCAACUUGGUUCUGGGUUAAGUGAAGAUUAGCAGAAUAGUUUAUUGUACGCGGUGAUUAAGCACUCUUAAUGCGGUUCAGAAAUAAUUAAACCAAACCUAACCUAACUUAACCAAACGUAACCUAACCUAAUCUAACCUGACCUGACUUAACCUAACCUGAUCAUUUAACUAAGAUGGUAAAAAUCGGAUAAAAUAGACAGUUGGCCAAGUGAGAUGACAUCGUAAAGUUAUGUUGUAAUGCCGUUGUUUACUUUAGAACCUGACGUAUUCUUCCAGUUGUUUGAUGUGAUGUAACUUAGAACUUGUGUGUGGGUUCUGGUAACUGUUCCAAUACGUCAUUCUGGCUUUUACUGUCGAGGAAUUAGCUUGGCUGGGAAAUGUACAGUUGCUUACACAUACCUGGUACAAGGGGCUGGUGGGUUUUUUGAGAUGUGGCAACUGUGCGGACGGUUUAUUGAGCGUCAUUAGUUUGGUUAUUAUUGUGAGGUUCCUUAGGGGCCAUUCUGGGAGUGUUAAUACGAUGUAAAUGAACACAGAAUUGCCACAUUUCUCAACACUUGCCAGUCGCUGUAUCGAGUAUAAAUAUGGUCCGGAAACUAUCAUAUGUGUAUGAUUUUAUGUGAGACAAUAUAACACAACGGCCGAAGGAUUUUGACGACCCCACGAGACACCAGGAGUCGCGGCGUUCAUUUUGAUAAUCAUCGUCCAUACCUCCCCACAAUGAUAACCUCUACAGCGAGGAACACGACAAAAACAAACAUUAAUUUUCUUUUAUACUUUGGAAGUUUAUGAUUAUAGAAACAAACUCACAACUAUUAAGUGUAGUUUAAUUAUUUCUUCCUUACGUUUACCGAUAUUUCAGGACUAGUGAGAGCUGGAGGUUGAGUCAGGAAGCAGAUUACUGUGUUAGGGUAGGAUACAUCGCCUUCAGUACAGGAUUUAUGAGGUGUAGACGCCAUUGUGGGUAGGAGAGCCACAGAACAACUAAGGUAUAUUGAAAGAGGAGUUUAUUUAACCACUAAUGAAAUCUUGUCGACAGAAGCGUGUCCAGUACUGUAUGUUAGUCUCUGUAAUGUUGUAAUGAUUCUGUGUUAUAAUAUUGUAGAUAAAAAUUACCAUAAUACAGUGUGUAGUGUAAUGGAUGGUGUAAAAUUAUAGUGAUUACCAUAGUAGUGUCUGAUGUAAUGGGUGCUGUAAUAUUUUAGUGGAGUGGUCGCCAUAAUACUAUUGGAAUGGGUUAAGGUGAUAUAGUCUGGGUGAUGGUGAGACUUGUUGGUGACGUAUUGUUAACUCAGUACAGUACAUUAUAAACUUUGACAACAGAACGGUAAAAAGUAGACAAUUGAGCUUCUUAACACACACACACAGACAUGGUUGUAUAUCCAUCUAUAGAAUCAAAUUAGUUUUAACAUUCAUAUAAUCGUGUUUUUUUAAUUUAUUUAUUGAUAUUUAAGACAAUUUUAUCCCCAUUCGGUUCUUUUGGUUAAUAUCUUAAGACGUUAAUUUAUUUCCAUUCCUCAUUUUCCGGUUUUUGUGGGAUUUGAUCUUAUAUUUUUUAAGGUACAGUAUAUGUGAAGAGAGAGAGAGAGAGAGAGAGAGAGAGAGAGAGAGAGAGAGUGUGUGUGAGCAGGCAAUGUCAGCACUGUACUGUCACUGUAUACACAACACAACACAGUACAGUACAUUAAUAUAACCCAUAGACACAUUAAAGUACCUCAAUUCACUAUAUCAAGAAACAAAAGAUAUUUAUAACAUGGUAUAAUAUUUCUAUAUAGUAUUUCUCCCUAACUAACAUAUAUAAUAUCUCAAAGACUUUAUUACAGGGUUUAAAAGACCGCCAUAGUGGGGAUUGAUUUAUUGAUAAUUGGAAAGUUUUAUAAGUCUCACAUCAACCAGUUAGGGUACAGUGUUGCCAAGGAGUGAAGGAUUAUUAUGGGAGGAUCUUUAUGGUAGUGAAGGAUUCCUGUGGUAGGGGAGGAUCCUAUGGUAGGGGAGGAUCCUAUGGUAGAGAAGGUUUCCUGUGGUAGUGAAGGAUCCUAUGGUAGGGGAGGAUCCUAUGGUAGAGAAGGUUUCCUAUGGUAGGGGAGGAUCCUAUGGUAGGGGAGGAUCCUAUGGUAGAGAAGGUUUCCUAUGGUAGGGGAGGAUCCUAUGGUAGAGAAGGUUUCCUAUGGUAGGGGAGGAUCCUAUAGUAGGGGAGGAUAUUUAUCGUGGGAGUUUACCUUUUUAGGAAUGGGUGAAAGCAUUAAUAAUUUUACUUCUUUACAGAGUAUUUUAUUUAUUUUUUAUAUAGUGAAUUAGAUCAUUAACACCUCCACUACAGGGACGCCACUGUUGAUAUUUGAUCCGGAUAACGUCAGGUGAUUUUAUUUGGCACGGAAGCGACACUGUACAUGGGGGGUUUAGUAGAUUAUAAUUGAAAUCAUUCUUACGUGGUCCAUUGUGUAAUAUUAUAUAGCUAUUUACUAAACACAUAUUGUUAUUUAUUAAAAGUUAGAAUAGGGUAAUUUGGGUUUUUCUUUGAGGUUGUGGUGAUGUAACACACACCUGUAUCUGUACCCUACCUAGACGGCUACAGCUCUGAUCAAACCCCUGGAACUUGGCAAUAUAUAACCUAUUCUUGUCUUUACAGAUAUGAUAAAAAAAAUGUUGUCAUGUUAACUUAGAAUACACAAUUAACAUUUAUGUGGAUCCUAGCUUAUGUUAACUUAGGAUAUACUACUAACACACCCAUAACAGAAGGUCUAUACAUGGUCAGUGUUUUACCGUCAUUAAGUCAUAUAUGAGUCUUAGAGAGUCAAGUUGUGUUUCUAGGGACCUGAUGUUGUAAAAAAAUUUGAUACCAUAAAGGAAGCAAUUUGUUAUAGAAUAUUUAUUGUCAUAGAAACAUUCGGUACAAUAAAUUUACAGAAAAGUG
Molecule: messenger RNA, 7118 nt
Organism: Homarus americanus (American lobster)
Lineage: Eukaryota; Metazoa; Arthropoda; Malacostraca; Decapoda; Nephropidae
Exons: 12
Coding region: 110-3775 (1221 amino acids)
Source: RefSeq, a predicted model, not a curated record